Molecule: messenger RNA, 13512 nt
Organism: Bombus impatiens (common eastern bumble bee)
Lineage: Eukaryota; Metazoa; Arthropoda; Insecta; Hymenoptera; Apidae
Gene: btv
Product: cytoplasmic dynein 2 heavy chain 1
Exons: 46
Coding region: 520-12828 (4102 amino acids)
Biological process (GO): microtubule-based movement
Cellular component (GO): dynein complex
Molecular function (GO): ATP binding; dynein intermediate chain binding; dynein light intermediate chain binding
Source: RefSeq, a predicted model, not a curated record
GUGUAAUGAUUCUAUUUAAUUGUAAACUAUGCAUUGAUACGAUUCUUGUAAAAAUUCUAUAAGACACAGUGUUCACGCUAUACUUGUUCGAUAGAUUUCUGAAACUUCGGAAACUUUCAUGAUGGUACAAUAACGUUGUUCUUCGUUUGGAAAAGUCUCUGACAGACACUGUAUCAAAUCAAUAAACGUCCGUGUACUUCCAAAUAAGAUCGUUUCACUUAAAAAAAUGUAUAAAAAAAAUUGUUCACCCUUUGAACGAUUCCGAAUUCGUCACGUCCAACAAAAAUAUCACCUCCGUUGUUUUUGUCACUAUCGAAAAUCGAAUGCUACGAUCCUGCGCUAGCACGUGGCACCUAUAACAGCCGGUUUGUGUUGACCGGGAGUCGUCAUGACAACUCGAACGAUCACCACGCGACAAGGACGGCCACUUCGUCGGUGUUUCGUGCAAACUUCGUAAUGGUACCGUGACGACAACGUUCGCAGCACGAAUACACGAAAUUUCCACUGUUUACGAAGAAAAUGGUGGUGCUCGACAAGCGUAGAUCGUUGAUAGUGUCCACCGCAGGUCACUUCUUCGGCGUGCCCCUGAAAGACGACGAGACGAUCGCCGACGAGCAAACAGUGUUGGACAACUUCUUGGACAGAGCCGCGUGCAGAAUUCUCUGUGCACAACCGGCGGAUGCGAAGGACGAGGAACUGCGGUUGAAGUUGAGUAACGAGUUACCCGUUGGGAGGAACACUCUGGUCUUCUUUAAGUUAACAGAAGCGUCGGUGACAGAAAGGAAUUUCCACGAUCUCGUUCAAGUUACAACGACCGGCAGUGGAAAAGGAUCGACGUUGCUCGAAGCUCUGCGUCAAGUAUGGGCGCCAACACUUCGGUCUUCUGGUCUCAAUUCAUCCUAUUUGAAGAAGCUGGAGGAGAAUCUUCUUGGCUCGUCAGCAGCGACUUCCGUCGUCGAGGAGGAGAAUUAUUGGAGAAAGACAUGGGAGGAUGCGAAACGAUCGCACGACAAAACGAUUUACGCGGAGGCUGUAAAAACCUUGAGGAGCAUCCGAGCCGAGUUGGAGAGCGCAGCGGUGGCUAGAGAUGGGCUAAUUAGCGUGGAUGACGCUGUUGAAGCAGUAUCAGGCUACACCGACGACUUGUGGAAGUUAGGAGAUCUAAUAUACACCGAGGAACGUAUGAAAUCUUUUUUGGAUGUUAUUGGAGACGAAGUGGUAUCUCUCGUAAGAAACACAAUCGGAGAGAUUCGAACUAACGACGAUCGAGUGAAAAUUGAAGCGAUAUCAAGUGGUGCAGGAAUUUGCGAAAAAUGGACAGACAUGGUGGAGAAAUUCACUACGUUAUUUUGGCCUCAUCAUUCAGUUCAUCCGUGGAAGGGUGAUAGUUACGUCCCCGAAAGAUGUUCACGUAUUGGCAAACGGCUCAGGCAGAUUGGGGAACUACGUGCUCAGUAUAGGCAAUUAACCAGGCUGCUGACUCCUAAUGAGAGAUCUGGACUUGACACGGAUACUUUGAUGCAUUGUUUCGAUGAUGUUAAAGUAGUCUUCGAUGACGACGACAAGUGUGUUGAAUGGAACCGACUCAAGAGGAAGAUCGAAGAAGGGCUGGUACCCGCUGAAGAAAGAGUAGCGCAGAAACUAAAGUCACAAAUUGCCGAUGCUACUACUCCAAACUCUCUACUCGCUGAAUUUCGACGGUACUUCGAACUAAUAAAGAGAGAUGGUUUAAAAAGGGCUUUACGCGGAGAACGAGAGGCUUUGCUCUCAGCUUACGGGGAUCUUACAGAGAAUUGCUUGGCCGGGCCGGAUACGGCAGACUUGUUGGAUAGUCCGAGAAUACUUCAAGAGGUUCAAGCUGCCAGAUCUGCGGAAUUAAGAUUGGAAAGUUUAAAUAAAUUAGGAAAGGAAUUGCUUGCGGAUCUUCCUGGUUACGAUGACAUCUCUUUGAGAGUAACGACAGCUCUGAGAGACGUUGAAAGGAAAAGACAAAGCUUCGUUGAUACUUGGACUGAAGAAACUAAAGAAGCUGUCGCCAGAAAGGAACUGACGCUAGGCACUGACUCUGCGGUGGUGGAGUUAACUGGCACCAGUAUGAUGAGGGUCACGUACGAUCCAAAGCUAAUGACUUUGAUCAGAGAAGCUAGGGCACUUUCGAGUCAAGGCGUCGAACUUCCUCGUGAAGUGAGGGAGCUAGUCGAAAGAGCAGGUUCUUUAGCUGGACGUGCCAGAGCUCUACAACAGAUCGCCACCUUUCACAACACGAUUGGCGAUCGUAUGGUACCGUCUCAGAGACCUUUAAUGCUCACGACCGCGCUCGAAUUGGCACGAGCCGUUCAAGAACAAUCUGGUGUAGUUUGGUCCGAUCCUCAGGCUGUUGAUGCUUAUACCGCUAGGUUGAAAGAAUUGGUGAGGAAGUUUGCGCAACAGAAUUCGGAGUUAGCUGCGAAGCACAGUUCUUUACGGGACCUGGUAUCGAAUUUACUGAAAGGAGACGCUGUCAAUAUGAUCGGAAACCAGAAUGCUUGGAAAGACGCAUUGAUGAGCAUGAGGACGAUCGUCGAUACUGUGGAAGCUGAAUACGGAAAUACGAAAGCAUGGAAAUUACAUUGGGAUAGACAACUGCUCAAAGCAUUAGGUGUGGCUUACAGAGGAGCGUUACCGUCGUUGUUGAAAAAGUUGCCAGAAGUUAAAGUGGAAUUGACGUUCCGGGACGGGUCUCUGCAAUGGCGACCGUCCCUCGAGGAGGUCCGUGCCAAGUUGUACUCGUCGAUCCGUCGAUCCCUAUCGAUCCCCAUGAAUUUCAGAGGCGUUGGCGACGCGGCCGAAGCGCAUUUCGGUGCUUUGAUACAAAGGAGCUGUUAUUUGUACGGUGGCGUUUAUAAGCAGGCUGAAAUCGCUCUUUCCGCUCUGGAAACGCUGCGAACGAAAUGGCUGUACCUGGCUGCGCCAGCGACGAUCGAUGCUGCUGAAAGGCUGAAAGGAAGAUCACCGCAAGAAUGGACAAGAGCGUUUAAAGACGCUAAGCAAUGGGCUCAAGAGGUCGGAAGGUUACGCGGAAGCGAAGUGAAGAUCUGGUGCAUCAGCGUGGAUACGGCAACAACCAGAAACGACUUAGAAUCAGCUUCUCGUCGUUAUUGGGAACGUUUGUGUUCCGAUUUAAGGGUGGAAGCCUCUUCCAGACUAGUUGCCAUCGUGGAGUUUCUUUCAUCCGCCUCGAAGGAACUCGAACGUAGACCCCGAAACGUGGAGGAAGUUGGAUCGGCCUACGAAGCUCAUGCACGAAUCCAGGCGCAAUCUUCCGGUAUGGCUGAAGAGGUGGAAGCCAUUGCUGGCCUCUCUAAAGUGCUGGCUGCUUGGACUAGCGAGAAGCUCGAAGGCGUCAGCGCAGCGUACACAGCUUGGCAAGACCUAGCCGACCGCUUGGAGCGUCACAAGGCUGUAAUAGAUCGUGAACUCGAGGAUGCAAGGGUGAAUCUUCGUCACAGAGCGAUAGCUCUGCGAGACGAGAUCGAAAGGUGGCAAGCGAAAUGGUCCUCGAAACCGGAAAUCCUCACCUUAGACUGGAUUAUCUCCAUGAAAGAAAGAUGGACAUACCUGAAGGAGCAAUUAGAAAUUUUGACAAACGAUUGUCGAAAGAUCGAACUGAAUGUCGAUGACGUCCUAGAGGACAACGAAGAAAAUAUGAGAACAUUGGAACUACAGAUGGAGGUAGAGGAAUCUAAUUGUCGAUUCCAAGCUGAGUUUCUGGAAGAAUUAAAGAAUCAGGAGGAUGAAGAGUGGACCGUGGCUAGAAGAAGACUACCUAGACUUCAUGACUGGCUCGAUUCCUGGGAAAGUAGAAUAAAAGUUCAGUUAAAGGAUCGACUAAAAGAACAAUCGAUGGACCAGAAAGAUAGUUUAGAAAUGGACACGUUUGUUGGGAAGAAGGUUCGCGAGGUGAGAGGGACCAUCGAAUGGUUACAGCUUCUUCGUGGUGACGAGAUUGCAGAGGAACAUUGGGGAGAGUUGAUGUCACUCUUGGAGUUAAAAAAUGUCAAAAGCGUGAGGGAUAUCACGUUGGGUCAUCUGUUUCGUUCUGCGGACAACAUUAGGGACAAUGUUGAUAAAAUAAAGGAAAUAACGAAGAGAGCUGCGGCAGAAAGCGGAAUUCGACAAGGCUUAAUGGAAUUGGAAUCUUGGGAAGCGUCCGCUCAUCUGCAACUUCAAGAAUCGAAGGACAGUAGAAACGCCGGUAUCGUUCUUGUUGAAGAAUACGGCAGUUUGUUAGCUCGAGCAGGUGAAUUAAGGCUGCUGUUGGAGGGUGCAAAGGGCGCGUCAGGUUACGAAAGGUUCGCAGCCAGAGUUGCAAGAUGCGAAGCUGGAUUGUCCGAAGUGGAAGAACGAAUAAAGGUCUUAAGUACCAUACAGAGGAAGUGGGUUUACUUAGAACCAGUCUACGAAGGCGGUGCAGCCCCAAAUGACACCGGUAGAUGGUCCAGGGCUAAUAAAGAAUUUAGGUAUCUUAUGGGCGAAGUGUCUCGUGAUCCGAGAGUGUCAUCUUUGAGAAGACUUCCACUUUCAGCUUUCACGAAUCUGAAAGAUUUACUUGACAGGUGUCAGAAAAGCCUCGACGAAUAUUUGGAGGAGAAGCGCUCGUCUUAUCCACGGCUAUACUUUUUAAGCGACGAAGACCUUCUCGAAUUAGUGUCAGCCAGUGGACGAGGCCUGGAAGCUCACCUAUCGAAACUAUACCAAGGGGUUGGUUCGAUAAUAAAAGACGAUAAUGGACUGACGGCUGUUGUAUCGCCAGAAGGUGAAAUAUUGCAGUUACCUAAGCCUGUCGAUCUUCGGGACCCAUUACCACGCUGGUUGAGUAACCUCGAGGAUGGAAUGAGAAAUGCACUCCGACAAAGUUUGGAAAAAUGUUUGGUAGAUGCUACGCCUGAUCCAUCAUCCUAUCCAACUCAAGUGUUACUGCUAUCAGAAAAAAUUCGUUUCACGGAACGAUGCGAAAGCGCCUUGAAGGAAGGUGGUUCAGCUUUAAAGAACCUUGUCGAAUAUCUGGAGACACAAAGAGCGAGAUACAGAGGCUUAGAAGAUGCUGGUGAUAAAUUAACAGCAUUAAAAGCACGUGGGCUUCUGCUUGAUACCGUUCACCAUCUGGAGAUAGCUAGAAAUCUGUUAAACGUCACACAACGGGAAGAAAGCACCGUUUGGACCUGGCAGAGACAACUAAGAAGUUAUAGGACCAACAAGGGAGCAGUUGUACGGUGUGCCGGUGCAGAAUUUCCAUACCGUUUCGAAUAUCAAGGCGCAGCGGUAGGAUUAGUUCAAACGCCAUUAACCGAAAGGUGUUUCUUGGCUCUUACUCAGGCGAUGAAACUCGGUCUGGGCGGCAGCCCCACCGGUCCAGCUGGAACCGGAAAAACUGAAAGCGUGAAAGCACUCGGCUCUAUUCUUGGAAGGCUUGUUUUAGUUUUCAAUUGCGACGAAGGAAUGGACGCCGGAAGUAUGCGACGUAUUCUAGGGGGUUUGGCUCAAGCCGGCGCAUGGGGUUGUUUCGACGAGUUCAAUCGCCUCGAGGAGGAAACACUAAGCGCUGUAGCUAUGCUCGUUAGACCCCUUCAGGAAGCAGUUCGUGACGGUUCGUCUCAAGUACUGUUAGGCGAUCAGAAAGUGAAUCUGGAUCGACACUGUUGCGUGUUCAUCACGAUGAAUCCGGCUGGCUCCGAAUACGGCGGACGUCGUAAGCUUCCGGAUUCUCUGGCGCGACUGUUCAGACCGAUCGGAAUGGCACACCCGGACAGGUCUGACAUUGUGAAAGCAUUGCUAGAAUGUGCCGGAUUCUUGGAAGCCUCGACACUCGCCAAGCAACUCGUGGAAAUGCUUGAUAUCGCGGAGAUACUGCUUUCCAAUCAGCCACAUUAUGAUUGGGGUCUUAGGGCACUUAGAUCCGUACUCGACGCUAUUCCUACGAAAACUGACUUGGAUGAGACCAGCAGAUUAGUGGCUGCAAUUAGGGCCUCGAUGUUACCAAAGUUAACGGAAGAAGACACUCCACGAUUCCUCUCUUUACUAGACGAUGUUUUCCCAAGAGUAAGUCCAUCGUCGUCCACGUUGAUCGAAAGACAAGAUCUGCAGAAUGCUUUGCUGGAACUUUGCGCCGAACAGGAACUGAGCAAGGAAAUGGCAAAUAGAUGUAUUCAAUUGCACGACCAGCUGAAAAGCAGAACGGGUGUAGCGAUUGUUGGACCACCGGGGUGCGGUAAAACUACCAUCAGGAAACUUCUAUGCGAUGCGCUAAUGAAAAUCGGUGAAACUAUCGUUCAGUUUCACGUAUUUCCUGGCGCGAUGCCGAAAUCGAGACUUUUGGGUCGCGUCGACCCACAAACCAGGGAAUGGAGGGAAGGUUUGUUAUCCAACGUUGUUGUAUCCGCUGGAGAUUCCGUAACUUGGAUUAUUUUGAACGGCGACGUAGAACCAGAUUGGGCAGAAGCUCUAAAUUCUGCCUUAGACGACAAUCGAUUACUGACUUUGCCCAAUGGCGUGGGUUUGAAGCUUGGUUCUGGCACAAAAUUCAUUUUCGAAACUCACAAACUUGCCGGCGCGAGUCCUGCGACUGUGUCGCGAUUAGGCGUAGUCCACUUGGGCUCGACGAGUGUCAGCUCUUUGCUGAUGUCGUCGCGACUGAAUGCACUUCCGGAGGCCGCGAAGGAACUCGCGAUUUCCCAUCUUUGUCCCUGCGUCGACGAGUGUUUGAAGAUCAAUGCGGACGUUUCCUCGGCAUCGGGCUUAAUGGACACGACGUUUUGCCAUUUGAAGAGCUGUCAUACUCGUACUUCCGCUUCUUACGCUCUACUCGCAUCUUUAUGCAGUCAAAUAGGAAAUGAAAGCACUAAAGACGAAUUGGCGCGGUUGAUUUAUCAACUUACUGACUGCUGGUGUCCAGAUCCGCAGAAACCAUGUUCUGUAUUAUAUAAUCAAGACACAGAUAGAUUGGAAGUUAUCGGGGAUUCUCACGAAUCUACGGACACUGACGAUGGUCCUGUCUCACUGUCAGGUGGAAUGAAGGAAGCCUUAUCGUUUGUUUUACCAUUGAUCAAAAAUAACCAACCUGUGAUGAUAAGAGGUCCAGUAGGUUGUGGAAAGAGUGCCCUGAUAUCUGUCGUACUUUCUUCCAUACGAAACAUCGAACAAUCGACUUUGAUAAAAGGUUCCUCUCUCUAUGGACCUCAGGAUCUGGUGAUGAAACUAAAACGAAGUUGCGUUCAAUUAAAUUCGUCUUCACACGGAAGAACGUACAAACCUAGAAGUGGAUCCAGAGUUGUUUUGAUUUUAGAAGAUUUGCAUCUCGCGUCGAAAGAUUUACAGGAAUUAGUUCGGGAAUUAAUUCAAGAAGGAGGAUUUCACGAAGAAGAUCUGGAAUUUGCAAGAGUUCCACUAACGAUCCUAUGCACAGCCGAUGCAACCACAAGAUUGCACCCAAGACUAGAAGCUCUUUUGUCCACUCAUUAUCUGCCAUAUCCAAGCCCGAGAGAUAUCGUUGCCAUCUUGGAGUUGCACCUGAGAGACUCUUUGAAAGGAGAUCAAGUUAUGAUCGAAUCUUGGAUCGCUGAAACGGUACCCGUCAUGCUGGAUGCUUUUCGAUCGAUCAAAUCUUCUCACGGCUCGACGACCGAUUGGACUCCCAAAGAUUUGAUUUUAUGGGCGGACAGCUUGAAGUACUAUCCCUCUCCGAAGGGCGAGUCGAAUAUCACGCGUCAUUUGUUGGAUGUUGGAAAACGCCUAUUUUAUCCUAGAUUAACAUCCAGAGAUCAGGCUCGUUUGGAAUCUGUGAUCCACUCGAAGAGCUCGAAGUCGGUGGCGGCCGGAAGCGACGUGUACAUAUGGAAACACGGAAACAAUGGUUUGCUGCCGUUGGAUGAGGAACAAUGGCGAAAGGAGAUAAUUAACGCAGCAGCGAGAUGCGCGAGGGAAGGCGAUCCGGUACAGGCAUCGAUUUCGUCUCACCUGUUGCACACGGUAGCCGGUUUAAGUUGGGCUUUUGGUACAAGUCUAAGGGGUGUAAUUUUGAUUGGACGACCCGGAGCUGGAAGAAAAUCGGCAGUGAGACUCGCUGCCACGUACUCUUCUCUUCGACUAAUAAACUCGGGACCUGGCCGUGGCAGAACGUCGGUGAAAACGGCGGUUCAAGCUGCUGGAAUCGAUGGUGAUCCGACUCUGCUUUUGCUAGAAGAGCAUCAUAUGAGAGAAGCUGGGUUGGCUGUUUUGGCUAGUGCAAUAGUGUCGAGAGGUGAACUCCCAGGAUUAUUUACAGUGGAGGAACUUGACGGGUUAAUAGCGCCGUUGGCUGACGUGGCAAGAAGAGAAGAUUUUUCGGGCAUGUUGGAGCAAUAUCUCUAUCAUCGUUUGCGAAAUUAUCUUCGAGUAACCAUAAUCUUGGACAGUGGAGAGCUUCGUUCGCCUUGGUUGUCGCAUUCGGGUCUCCUUAGACAUUGCGCAUUGAUUGGUCCUGGAGUUGGUAGCGAAUGGUGGUCCUGGGAAGGUGCUUUAACCGAAAUAGCUUAUCAACAAAACGGUAUCGAAGCCGAAGAUCCGGAGGAGACGUUGCCUGGUAUCAAAGAGGUGGUAAAGGCUCAUCUUGAAGCUCCGCGACAGCAGCAAGCUCCGGCUCGGUUCUUUGCUUUACUGCACACCUGGAAGCAUUUACACGCAACUUGGAGCGAGGAAGUGGAGCAGAAAUUAAACAGUCUCGAAGCUGGUGUAGGAAAGUUGAAGGAAGCCGGGGCGCAAGUGGCUAAACUGGAGGACGAAGUUUCGAAACAGCGUCAGGAACUGGAGGCGGAACAAGGGCGUGCCAAUGCAGCUCUCGAACAAAUCACGGCGACGAUGAGAGGUGCCACAGGUCAAAGAGGAGAAAUGGCCAACUUGAAGGCUGAAACUGAACGAGAAAGUGCAGAAUUAGCUCGCAGGAAGACCAAUAUCGAAGGCGAAUUAGGAAAAGUCGAGCCAUUAGUAGAACAAGCGGCACAAGCAGUAGCUGGUAUCAGCGCUGAUGCAUUGGCGGAAGUUCGUUCUUUAAGAGCACCUCCAGCACCUGUAAGAGACGUCCUCGAGGGUGUCCUUCGAUUAAUGGGCAUAAAAGACACUUCUUGGAAUAGUAUGAAGACUUUCUUAGCAAAACGUGGUAUCAAGGACGAAAUAAGAACGUGGGACGCGAGAAGAAGCACACCAUCGAGUCUGGAGGCGGUUGCCAAGUUGGUCAAGGAGCGGCCGGAAAGUUUCGAGGAGAAAACCGCAAAACGAGCCUCGGUGGCUGCAGCACCUUUGGCUGCCUGGGUACUCGCCAACCUCCAAUAUGGUCAGAUUCUUCAGCAAGUCGCGCCUCUCGAGAGGGAACAACGACAAUUGACCCAACGUUUGUCAGCGGCUGAGGCUCAGAUUGGCAAGCUAGCAGCUGGACUUAACACUGUGGAAAGUCGUGUAGCACAGCUUCAAGAGGAACUCGCGGAACGUUCAAGGGGUGCCGCUGCGCUUCAACUACGUGCCGAGACAACAGAGGCAAGACUAGCAACAGCUAGGGCGCUGCUUCAAAAAUUGGACACGGAACAUCGUGAUUGGCAAGCACAAUUAGAAGAAUUAACCGGCAGGAAAGAGAAAUUGGACGUCGAGGCUGCUAAUGUCGCAUCCUUACUUGUUUAUGAAAAUCCUGGAAAAGAUGACAAGUGGAAGAAAUCAGCCAUCGAUCUCCUAAUCACCGAAAGAGAAAGGCUACUGUGGCGAGCUCAAGGUUUACCCGUGGACACCGGAAGUCUGGUUGGUGCAUCCUGUGCCCUCAGAGGUCCUUUGGUUCCCAUAUUCAUAGAUCCAUCCGGUGUCGCGGUUUCGUGGCUGAAAAACAACGUUGGUUCAAGAAUGGAGAUAACGAAACCAGAAGAUGCUAAGUUUUUGACUACGCUAGAAUUGGCUGUAAGAUUUGGCAAACCAUUACUGGUGGAAGAACUCGUCGAAUUUCCAUCGAUCCUCUUGCCACUGUUACGUAGACGUCCUCUGAAGCUUGGUGAAAGAACAUUACCAGCACCUCAAGGCUUCAAGCUUUUCCUGGCUACCAGACGAGAUAAAUUGGAUGGUUUUCCAAAAGAAGUCGACGCGGUCUUGUUUAAGAUUGCUCUUGGAGCUGGUACCAAAAGUCUGGCGGAGAGGUUCGUUGAAAAGGUUCUGUUGAAGGAGACUCCGGAACUGGCGACGCAGCGGAAGGAAGCGCUGGAACGCGAAGAAAAAUUAUCAGGGGAACGGGACACCGCGAGAUUAGAUCUGUUGGCGCAGCUGGCCACUGCCAGAGGUCAGGAUCUUCUUCAAGAGUCUGAAGGAUCCCAGGGCGGACUUCUGUCGUCGUUGGAAGCCACUCAAUCGAAAGCCAAAGAAAUAGCUCUGGCUCUUGAGGAAAGUCGACGAAGCUUCGAAGACGUCACCAGAAGAGCCAAAGAGCACGAGAAAUUGGCUAAAUUCGCUGCCAACUUGUAUAAAACUGUAAAAGGUCUUACCGCCUUGAGUCCACUGUACGUGUUUUCUGCCGAAGCUUUCACUGAUAUUUAUUUGGAGGCGGAAGAUUACCGCAAAUCGAUACUAUCUCAAGAUAAAAGGGAGCAAGACAAGCUGAUCGAAAGACGGUUAAUUGCUUUGACUCUUCAUUAUUGCUCGAAGGCCGUGUAUAGAGAACAUCGAUUGCCAGUAGCAUUACAAUUGGCACUUUCAUUGAAUUCCGUGCCAGACGUUGAAAGAAAUUUCUUAUUAGGAGAAAUUCUAUUAAAUGACGACGAAGAUUCCGAUUACAAAAUACCCGAUUGGGUACCCGAGGAACGACGUCUAUCAGUUCGAACUUUAGUUUCUUCAUUUCCUCAAAUAGCCGCAAAAAUGAAACAAUCCUGGUUGAGCGACGUUAGCAAUAUUUACGCUGAAAGCAAUUUAACCACGUUCCAAAAAGUUUUAUUGAUAAAAACCCUUCGACCUGAUUACUUGCAUACGGCGCUCUCGAAAUUGGCUGCGGAAGCAUUAGGUGUGAAAAAUUUAGCACCACCGCACUGGUCCUUGAGGAAAGUAGCUGAAAACGAAAGUACAUAUCCUGUGUUGCUGCUUCUAUCACCGGGAGCUGAUCCCGGUUCAGAGCUGGCAGCAUUAGCGAAUAAUCACGUUGCUUCAGCCACAGGAUUCGUCGAAGUAUCUCUUGGACAGGGUCAAGUUGCUCAGGCUGAACUCGCACUGGAGAGUGCUUGUCGGAACGGAGGCUGGAUACUGCUCAGCAAUUUGCAUCUGGCUCUCAACUGGCUUCCCAGACUGGAGAGCCUUCUCAGAUCACCCAUGUGCACCAGCAACAAAAAUCCCGCUACAAGGAUUUGGUUAACCACCGAACAAUGCCUGGGAUUCUACCCUAGUCUCGCGGCUCUCUGUUUAAAACUCGCUUACGAGCCACCGGAAGGUGUUAAGAGGAACGUAAAACGAUCGCUGCAACAGCUUUGUCAAAAGCACAAGAACGUGAACGUUCCUGGCAGCCUGUUGUUGUCGUGGCUGCACGCAACGCUUCAAGAACGACGAAAAUUCGUGCCUCAAGGUUGGAUCCGGUCGUACGAAUGGAACGAAUCGGAUCUCGAAGCAGCAUAUGAAUUAGUAGUGAGAGAAAUAGAGUCGACGAGGAGUAAAGAUAAGAAUGGAAACUGGCAAACUGGCAGAGGAUUGUUGGACGUAGCGAUUUACGGUGGUCGCCUUCAGGACGACUACGACAUGAGAGCGUUGUGCUCGAUCAUUGACGACGUUUGGACUUCUGAGGUGUUCGACGGUCGUAGAAAGCUGGCUGACGUUCUCAGGGUGGUUCAUGGCUCGUUCGAGGAGGCAGCUAAGGCGUUGGAACAUGUUCCGGAAAAUGAUUCGCCUAAAGAAUGCUUUGGAUUGCCUGCGAACGCGCAUAGAGCUUGGGAGAGGACUGCUGCCGAGGCUGCGCUAACGCAUUUGAAAGGAAUUUUAAUCAAAGCGUCCGUCAGUAACGACAAGAGCAGCAAAAAGACGGAAACAAAAAUUCAGAGGGAUUUGAAGGAACUAAUCGACCGCCACAUCUCGAUCUUUGGAUCGUCAACGACCAGCGAACACAACGAAAAUAAGAAUCCAUUGGAAAAUUUCUUUAUCGAUGAAAUAAAUCUGACCAAGAAGACGUUGAAUGUUAUUCGCGUUGACGUGGAAAACCUGCGCCUCGAGGAUACUAAGACUCCCAUACACUGGAUGGAAAACUGGAAAUAUGGCCCAAAGGAAGCUUUGCCUUUCGUUAAAGGGUUGUUGAGCAAUUAUCAAACUUUAAAUUCCAUUUUGACCAUCUCCUGGUCUGUUGUCGAUAUAUCGCGAUUGGCAAGACCACGAGCGUUUCUGACUGUUCUCAAACAGCACACCGCGCGAGAAACGCGUCAACCUAUGGAGAAUCUUCGACUUUGCGUCAACUGGUUUGAAAAUCGACGGAACGACGACUGGAAGAUAUCGUUAGUCAUCGAAGGACUAUUGAUAUCUGGAGCUUUGAUAGAAGAUGGUAACCUGAAGGAUGUGGACGCGAACGCGGCUUCCGUUGCUACUGCACCGAGUUGUCAAAUUGCGUUCUUACCAGAAAAUUACACCGGGGAUAAGGCGAGAAACAAAACAGUGGGCGGUCGUUCAGGAAGCAGCGACGUGGAAGAUAUUCUUAAUGUUCCAGUUUAUGCGAAUUCUCAAAGGGACGUAUUAAUUUCCUCGCUUCCGGUUGGAUGUCCCAGAGAAGAACAUGGUAACUGGUUACGACGAGGAGUUGCCUUUCAUCUAAAAUUGAUCUAGUUCCUGUGGCUUAGUUCUGUUUGAAUUACAAACAGUGUGGUAGUACAUUUAUACAUUAUGCAUAGUGAUCUGCAUAUUAUAAUUGUGUAAUAACUAAAUGUUAUUUAUUGUUCUGUAUUCCUUUUAACUAUUGAACUUAAUUAAUAUACACGGCGAAAUAUUACCAUUAUAUACACAGUGGUAUUAUUAUUAUUAUUAUUAUCCCCAUUUGAAACAUUCCAGACGAGGAUUGUAAUGAAGAAAUUAAAGAUACGAAAUAACAGAAAUAAAUACGAAGGAUGUUUUUGAAAAUUCAAUUGCAAAAUGCUGCAAGUUGAUAAAAGUACUCGAGUUGUUUCUGCUCGCAAUUUAUGUUGUGGAAUGUUUACGUAUGUUUCGCAUGUUUCGUAUGUAGCGAGUACAUUUAGUUAGCCUUUUAAACUCACCUACACUUGAUUUAAAGCCCUCGAAUUUACAAUGUACAAUGGUUUUAUUCGCCAGAGUUUCCUCAUUUUCAGAAAAAUACAGCGUUCUUAACCACUACCCACGCGUAAGAAAAUGAAUUAAAUUAAACUAACUUAUAUUAAUUUCUCCAAAGGUUUACUUAUUAUCGAUUAACUAGGCAACAGGCUUGUCUUAUGCAACUUAAAACUUUUGCUUCCUGAUAUAAUAGGAAGACGAUGAAAGCGAAGCGAAACUCUUCCC